AUGGCAAAACGUAUUGUGUAUUUAGAUGACCCUAAAGCCAAGAGCGGUUGGAAAGUUGUUCAGAAGAUGGAUCAGAGGAACCUGUAUGCUAUACCAGAACUAGACCCAACUGAAAACGACAUCGACAACGUCGCUGACCAACGUUUAGAAUCUUCAAUGGAAAAUGAUGCAGAAACACUACAAGAUACAAAUGUUAUAUAA
Messenger RNA from Prunus armeniaca (apricot), 201 nucleotides. NCBI's taxonomy places the organism in Eukaryota, Viridiplantae, Streptophyta, Magnoliopsida, Rosales, Rosaceae. The record is from the annotation of a GenBank genome assembly.